CUUGUCACAACCCUCACCCUCCAUUCCACGUCUGUUAGUCCCCAUGUCAUGCCAUUGCUCCGUAUUUGGCAGGACAGCCGCCAACCGCGAUGCACGAAACGCGAGUCACCAAGCCAACCAGCGCACAGCAGCCGUCUCGAUCGGGAAGACGACGAGGACCCUAUGCGCUGCGCGCCUGCGAUGCGUGUCGAAGGCGCAAGGGGAAAUGCGACGGGAACCAGCCCUGCGGACACUGCGCAGGACGAGGGCGGGCCUGCCUUUUCAGCAGCGUCGCGCAGGGCGAGGUCUUUGCGCUGGAUGCCACAUGCAUUGAUGACUUGGAACCGCAGGACGAGGACGAACAGAGGGCGUCAUUGUCGCCCAUGAGAACGCGAGGGUUUGAACCGUUCUCGAAUCAGUGCGCACAGGUGCCAGGGCAAGAUCCAAUGUCACUAUCGCAAGCAAUCCGGCACGUCGACCAGAGCGAGGGAGGGCAGGAGUCGUUGCUCAAUCUGGUGGCGCAGUUGCAACGACAACUCGACAAUCUGGCUUCCAGGGUCAACCUGCCUGAGCCGGUGCCAGCAAUAGCCCUAGGCGGUCCUGCUCAACAACACCAUACCAGCCUGCCAUCUCCAACACGUCCGAUAUCCUUCCCCCAGGCGACCACCCGGCGACCCGACAGCUCGGGCGCAGAGACAUCACCCUUGUCUGCGCGCAACUUCUGCGGACCAACGAGCCCAGACUACAGCUUAAAUAUGGCGCAGAUGAAGCUGAGGCAAAGGAGCCACUCGAUCUCCAUCCAGCCGCGGCCAACGCUGGCGAGCAUGAACAAUGGGGCGACACAUGGCGGGGACGACGAGCACCCUGAUGGAAUGAGCCAGAUAUCAACAGAGUCUCGGCGAUCGCAGCGGGCGGAAAAUUUGAAGCUGCUAUACUUUCGGUCAAUCCUGGGUCUGGAAGACAUCAAAAAGCUACUGCACAUUUAUCAAGAGGUCGUGGGGGAAUUUCAUCCUGUCGUCGACAUCGAAGAGCUGGCUGAACAGGCCCAUUCUUGGUGCAGUGGCUCCGGCUUGGAAUCCUCGAACCAGACGGCUGCAGAGGAGAACAAUCUGCUGAUCCUCAAUCUCGCACUGGCCAUUGCUUUGCGAGCUGAGUCCACGAGCGCAACGUCUAACGCCGAGAUGGCCUUGCAAUCGCGGUUCCAAGAUGCGCUCAACGCCAAGCUCGCUGCCCCGGCGACAACCAUCAAGGAUGUCGUGAUUGUGUUGUUAGCGGGCCUGUAUGACUACUUCCAGGACGAGCCACGCUGUGCUUGGCGCAUGUGUGGCACGGCAGGCCGGCUCUUGAUGGAGCUCGGCUUCCACAAUGGCGAGGUCUCCAAGCACAUCCUCACAUCGGAGGCGCAGAAAAGAGAGGUGGCCGUGGUGACAGCCAGCGUUGUCAUCCUGGACCGGCAGUGGAGUGCCGCGACAGGCUUGCCGCCCAACUUCCAGGACUCGUCCUUUGACACCGUCCCUCGGCAUCUGAUCGAAUCACCAUAUCUCAACGCCAUGACGGCGUUUCUCAUCAUCAGCGACAAAUUUGCCGACUCGAUAUCGAAGGCGGCAAAGGGGGACAUAAACCAAGACAACGAUACCUAUGAAAUCAUGAACUUUCAGCUCGAACAAUGGCGGAGAAAGGCAAUUGGGCAGCAGUCAUUGAGCCAAAUCAGGGUUCAACUUGCAUCUCCGUCGACGAGACCCCCUUCCUGGACAAUACUGCUCGCAUUACGCGCAGAAUCAGUGCGGACGCUGCUGCUUCGCCCAUUCUUCUUCCCCAAUACCGACGAGGAGAUUGGCGAGAGGAACGUCCGUCCGGCGCUGGACUUGGUCUCCAAUGUCGUGCACAUCUUAUACACGCUGGACACGGAGACAGACCUAUAUCGCAUGCAGCGGCCUUUUUACCAGCAUGUCCUUGCUUCCACAUGCGCUUUGUUCUUCCUGCUGGUCACGUUUGUGGAAAGACGAAGCAGUGAAUUCACAGAGAGCGUCAUUGAGCAUAGGAACUGCAUCCAAGCGACCUUUCACAUGGCCAUGACGUUGGCUGUCAAGUAUGGCCCGGUGUCGAGAGCAUCUCGGCGACUGGGCAAACGACUCGUGGAGCUACGGGACACCUUGGAUCAGUUGGGUGUCCUUGACGUCAAUGGACACAGGUCUUUGAGGGACCAGGCAACCGUGGAUAGCAGCAGUCAUCAUCCAAUGCCCUGGAACAACCAAGCUGCAGGCUCGUCCAGCGUGGAACACGAUCGAGCCACCGCAAGCCAGCCAACGAAUCCCCAGGUCUACUCCCAGUUCGUUGGGCCACAGACGGUGAUUCAAGGGUACGCAUCACAUGCACUUGACGGAGACAGGAGCUUUCAAACCGGCUGGGCAGAGUCCAUCUUAUUCGACUGGCCCAUGGCAGAGCAGGAAGCAAUGUUUGGUCUGAGGAAGAACCCCUGAAUUUCACUCUACGAAUAACCAACGGCCGCUUUUGGCCUCUCCUCUUCCACCUUCUUAUUCCACCGGAAUCCCUCCCAUCGCUCAAAUCCUUCCGUGACGAUCCCCAUCUGAUCCAACAU
Molecule: messenger RNA, 2578 nt
Organism: Emericellopsis atlantica
Lineage: Eukaryota; Fungi; Ascomycota; Sordariomycetes; Hypocreales; Bionectriaceae
Exons: 3
Coding region: 90-2459 (789 amino acids)
Biological process (GO): DNA-templated transcription; positive regulation of transcription from RNA polymerase II promoter by galactose
Cellular component (GO): nucleus
Molecular function (GO): RNA polymerase II cis-regulatory region sequence-specific DNA binding; DNA-binding transcription factor activity, RNA polymerase II-specific; zinc ion binding
Source: RefSeq, a predicted model, not a curated record